Molecule: messenger RNA, 1344 nt
Organism: Cercospora beticola
Lineage: Eukaryota; Fungi; Ascomycota; Dothideomycetes; Mycosphaerellales; Mycosphaerellaceae
Source: RefSeq, a predicted model, not a curated record
AUGAAGUUCUGUUCACUCAUCCUUGCUGCUGCGGCUGCAGUCAGUGCUGCUAUUGUCCCUCCUCCCGGACUGCAACCCAGACAAAUGUCAUUCUGCGGCACUGUGGCGAGCAGGUCAGCUACAGUGAGGCCUACAACUACCGUCACCGUGAGAGUUGCAGGCAUUACAACAAUCACCACUACUAUCAGUGUCACCCGAACAUUGAGCCAGACUUCGACGACGAAUGUCGCCAUAGCUGCUGCGACAGUGUCGACAACACAAACGACUACGUCCUUUUCGACGAGAACAACCACUACGACCAGGACCGUAACGACACGGACGACGAGCGUCCAAGCUCCCGAUGUCACGCAAAUGGUUUCCGAAUGUGCUGCGCCUCCCAACCCUGAUGCCGCAAUCACAAUCAUGCGAGUAGGAAACGGUAUUUCAAGAAAAGAGAAACGCGAAGCCUCUGACGACGACAAUGUCGUACUCGCGAAAGAGCUCAUGGAACGACAAGCUAUCGCCAAACCCGCUUGCCUGGCCUCAUAUACCAGCGCUUACAGGCAGAGUUCGGCGUGUAGCUGUGCUUCGAUCCGUGCUUCGACAAGCACAUCUACAAGAUUUGUUACUGCUACGAGCACGAGCACCGCCACUACGACUCUCACCACGAGCGUGAAUACGAUCAGGGCUACCGUGACAAACACUGUUGCGACUGUCACUCAGAUCAUCGCCGAGACGGUCAAUGUGCAAAGUACUUUCACCUCGACGAUGAUGAGCACGAUGACGAGACUUGUUUCUGGGCCGACGACGACAGUCUUGAGCGGUGUCGUCUUCACCCGCACCCUCUCUCCCAAAUCCACAAUCUACACCCUCGGCGGCGCAGCCGCCCAACCAACCUUCUACAUCCAAAACGACGUCCUCAACUACGCAUUCCUGCAAGCACCCUGGAGCGACAAGAAAAAGAAGAACAAGAGAGACGCAGCAGGCACAUUAAACUUCGACUCCAUCCCCGCCUCCUCAGCCCAACUAUUCUCUCUCCCCGCUGGCAUGUCCGGCCCUCUCGCAUCCUCCGACGGAAGUCUUCUCGCGGCACAAUCAAUCGAUAUCAUUUCCCCUGAUGGAGAAGGAUAUGAUAAUAUCGAUGUCCAAAUGGUUUCUGCUACGGAUCUCGCGAGCGGUGCCUUCGGACCUGUGAGUUGUUCAGUUACAGCUGGAGCCAAUGGGACUUGUCCGAUGAGCUGUUGGUUUACGGGACAAGGGAUGGGAGAUAUCAAUCAGGGAAAUCCGUUUGGGACGUGGAUGUUGGGGCAGCCGGGGAGUAGUGGGGAUGAUGAGACGUGGGGGGUUUGGGCUGUUACGCCGUAG